Molecule: messenger RNA, 3525 nt
Organism: Arvicola amphibius (Eurasian water vole)
Lineage: Eukaryota; Metazoa; Chordata; Mammalia; Rodentia; Cricetidae
Gene: Diaph3
Product: diaphanous related formin 3
Exons: 28
Coding region: 1-3525 (1174 amino acids)
Biological process (GO): actin filament polymerization; actin cytoskeleton organization
Cellular component (GO): cytoplasm; actin filament
Molecular function (GO): small GTPase binding; microtubule binding; actin binding
Source: RefSeq, a predicted model, not a curated record
AUGGAGAGGCACCGGGCGCGCGCUCUUGGCCGGGACAGCAAGGCGCCGCGCAGGAAGGGCCUGUCGCCCGCGCUGCCCGCAACCCCCUACGAGCCCGGGGAGAAGCGCCCCAAGUUGCAUUUAAAUAUUAGGACACUGACAGAUGAUAUGCUGGACAAAUUUGCUAGCAUAAGAAUUCCAGGGAGCAAGAAAGAGAGACCUCCUCUUCCCCAUCUGAAGACCGCAUCUGGAAGCGGUGACCGCUCCUCAGUGGCUUCAGAGACAGGGGAAAACAUUCCAAAGCUGCUGCCUGAGAAUGAGGUCUUAAAACUCUUUGAGAAGAUGAUGGAAGAUAUGAAUUUAAAUGAAGAUAAAAAGGCACCAUUGCGGGAAAAGGACUUCAGUAUCAAAAAAGAAAUGGUGGUGCAGUACAUUAAUACUGCUUCUAAGACAGGAAGUCUUAGAAGUAGCCGACAGAUCUCACCUCAGGAAUUUAUCCAUGAGCUGAAAAUGGGGUAUACUGACGAGAGACUUUCCACAUAUCUGGAGUCACUGCGAGUAUCAUUGACCAGUAAUCCUGUGAGUUGGGUGCAAAGCUUUGGACAUGAGGGACUCGGACUAUUAUUGGACAUUUUGGAAAAACUGAUUAGUGGGCAAAUCCAAGAAAGAGUUGUAAAGAAGAAUCAGCACAAAGUUAUCCAGUGUCUGAAAGCCCUGAUGAACACACAGUAUGGCUUAGAAAGAAUUAUGAGUGAGGAGAGGAGUCUUUCCUUGUUGGCAAAAGCCAUGGAUCCCAAGCAGCCCAGUAUGAUGGCGGAUGUGGUGAAGCUUCUUUCUGCAGUAUGCAUUGUAGGAGAGGAGAGCAUCCUUGAAGAAGUUUUAGAAGCAUUGACUUCAGCUGGAGAAGAAAGAAAAAUUGACAGAUUUUUUUCCAUUGUUGAAGGCCUUCGGCACAAUUCAGUGCAACUGCAAGUAGCUUGUAUGCAGCUCAUAAAUGCCCUUGUUACAUCUCCUGAUGAUUUGGACUUCAGGCUUCACAUCAGAAAUGAAUUUAUGCGUUGUGGAUUGAAAGAGAUAUUGCCAAACUUAAAAUGUGUUAAGAAUGAUGGCCUGGACAUACAACUUAAAGUUUUUGAUGAGCACAAAGAGGAAGACUUCAUUGAGUUCUCUCAUCGACUUGAAGAUAUUAAAGCUGAACUUGAUGAAGCAGCUGAUGUUUAUGACAUGGUGUGGGAUACAGUUAAGAACACUAGAGCAGAGGGAUAUUUUGUUUCUAUUCUUCAGCACCUUUUGCUCAUUCGAAAUGACCACUUUAUAAGACAACAGUACUUCAAACUAAUUGACGAGUGUGUGUCACAGAUUGUAUUGCAUAGAGAUGGAAUAGAUCCAGACUUCUCAUACAGAAAAAGACUAGAUUUGGACUUGAGUCAGUUUCUAGAUGCUUGCAUAGAUCAGGCAAAACUAGAAGAGUAUGAAGAGAAAGCAUCAGAGCAUUGCAAGAAAUUUGAAAAAGAGUUUACUGACCACCAAGAAACUCAGGCUCAAUUGCAGAAAAAAGAGGUAAAGAUUAAUGAGCUUCAAGCAGAGUUACAAGCUUUCAAAUCCCAGUUUGGUGCCUUGCCACCUGGCACAAAAAUUCCUUUGCAAACUGCAGUGGAAGGUGAACCUAGCCCUUCAGCCCUUCCUCCUGCCCCACCAGCACCUGGUGGAGCAGCACCACCUCCUCCACCUCCUCCCCCACCUCCUCCCCCUCCCCCACCUCCCCCACUUCCAGGAAUGGCAAUGCCAUUUGGUGGACCAGUGCCACCACCACCUCCCCUGGGAUUUCUCAGUGGGCGAAGUUCUCCAUUAAACCUGCCAUUUGGGUUGAAACCAAAGAAAGAAUUUAAACCUGAAAUCAGCAUGAGAAGAUUGAACUGGUUAAAGAUUGGACCAAAUGAAAUGUCUGAAAACUGUUUCUGGAUAAAAGUCAAUGAAAAUAAGUAUGAAAAUACGGAUUUGCUUUGUAAACUUGAGAACACAUUUUGUUGCCAACAAAAAGCAAAAAGAAGUACAGAUGAUUUUGAAGAGAAGAAAAUUAUUAAGAAAAGAAUCAAGGAACUUAAAUUUCUAGAUCCUAAAAUUGCUCAGAACCUUUCAAUCUUCCUGAGCUCCUUCCGGGUGCCUUACAAGGAAAUCAAGACAAUGAUAUUGGAAGUGGAUGAAACACAGUUGUCAGAGUCUAUGAUUCAGAACUUACUAAAGCAUCUUCCUGAUGAAGAGCAAUUGAGUUCAUUGUCCCAGUUCCGGAGUGACUAUAACAACUUAAGCGAACCUGAGCAGUUUGCUGUUUUGAUGAGCAAUGUGAAGAGACUCCGGCCACGGCUCAGUGCUAUUCUCUUUAAGCUUCAAUUUGAAGAGCAGGUGAACAACAUCAAAGCUGACAUCAUGGCUGUCAGUACUGCCUGCGAAGGGAUCAAGCAGAGCAACAGCUUUUGCAAGUUGCUGGAACUUGUGUUGCUAAUGGGAAACUACAUGAACGCUGGCUCCCGGAAUGCUCAGACCUUCGGAUUUGACCUUAGCUCUCUCUGUAAACUAAAGGACAUAAAAUCAGCAGAUCAGAAAACAACACUCCUUCAUUUCCUGGUGGAUGUAUGUGAAGAAAAGCACCCAGACAUCCUGCACUUUGUUGACGAUUUGGCACACUUAGACAAAGCUAGUAGAGUCUCUGUAGAAAUGCUGGAAAAGAAUUUGAAGCAGAUGGGAAGGCAGCUUCAACAGCUUGAGAAGGAUUUGGAAACCUUUCCCCCUCCUGAGGACUUGCAUGACAAGUUUGUGAUAAAGAUGUCCAGCUUUGUAACGGGUGCAAAAGAGCAGUAUGAGAACCUCUCCAAGCUGCUAAGCAACAUGACGCAGCUGCACCAGAGUGCGAUGCGCUACUAUGCUGUCGACACGAAGAAGACGUCUCUGGAAGACUUUUUCAGUGACUUGAGUAACUUCAGAACUGCAUUCAUGCAAGCGUUAAACGAAAACAUCAAAAAAAGAGAAGCAGCAGAAAAGGACAAACGUGCCAGACUAGCUAAAGAGCGAGCAGAGAAAGAACGCCUUGAACGCCAACUAGAGAAAAAACGUUUGCUAGAAAUGAAAACUGAGGGUGACGAGACAGGAGUGAUGGAUAGUCUGCUGGAGGCCUUGCAGUCAGGGGCUGCCUUCCGGGACAGAAGGAAAAGGACACCGAAGCCGAAAGAUAUUCGGCAGAGUCUCAGUCCAAUGUCUCAGAGGCCUGUUCUCAAAGUUUGUAACCAUGAAAACCAGAAAGUGCAGUUGACAGAAGGGUCACGUCCACACCACAGUAUCAAUGGCAACUCCACCAGGACUCCAGUCGCGAAGGAGCUUAAUUAUAAUCUAGACACUCAUAAGUCUACAGGGAGGAUCAAGGCAGUCGAGAAGGAAGCCUGUAAUGCAGAAAGCAACAGAAAAAAGGAAAUGGAACUUCGUGGCUCUAUUUCUAAAAGCGAAUCAGUUCCUGAAGUUGAAGCCCUGCUGGCAAGAUUACGAGCUUUAUAA